GCCUCUCACUCGCGUCGCCGCCAAGGUGGAGGCGGUGCUGCUGUCGCUGACCUGUCGGCGGCGGCUGGGCGGGAGACUGUGGGCCGCGGAGGUCUCCCUGAGUUGAGCGGAGGACGGACGGGACUAGAGGGACAGCUGCGGCGGGGCUCUAGUCUGCGGGAGGCGGCUACUAGCGCUGGCGGGUGGUGGGCCCCACAGGCCGCCGGAGCCCCGAACGCUACGCAGAACCCGCCGCGCCAGGCCUGAGCGGUGGGAGGGCUCUGUGGGGCCUGGCACUUGGGCCUCCCACCACGAGGGUGGAGCUGCAUUGGAUCCUCGUUCCUUAGGGACCGAAGGCUCCGGUGGCACCCGGGCUGUUUCUCAGAGGACAAUUAGAAACGUGUCGCCAUGAGGAGCCGGAGUAACUCUGGGGUCCGGCUGGAUGGCUAUGCUCGGCUGGUGCAACAGACCAUCCUGUGCCAUCAGAAUCCAGUUACUGGCUUGCUUCCAGCCAGCUAUGAUCAGAAAGAUGCUUGGGUCCGAGAUAAUGUGUACAGCAUCUUGGCUGUGUGGGGUUUGGGCCUGGCCUAUCGGAAGAAUGCAGACCGGGAUGAGGAUAAGGCAAAGGCCUAUGAAUUGGAGCAGAGUGUAGUGAAGCUGAUGAGAGGACUGCUACACUGCAUGAUCAGACAGGUGGAUAAAGUAGAAUCCUUCAAACAUAGUCAGAGUACUAAGGAUAGCCUCCAUGCCAAGUACAACACCAAAACCUGUGCCACUGUAGUGGGUGAUGAUCAAUGGGGACACCUGCAGUUGGAUGCUACCUCUGUGUACCUGCUCUUCUUAGCCCAAAUGACGGCCUCAGGACUCCAUAUCAUCCACAGCCUGGAUGAAGUUAACUUCAUACAGAACCUUGUGUUUUACAUUGAAGCUGCAUAUAAAACUGCUGACUUCGGGAUAUGGGAACGUGGAGACAAGACCAACCAAGGGAUCUCAGAAUUGAAUGCCAGUUCAGUUGGAAUGGCAAAGGCAGCCCUGGAAGCAUUAGAUGAACUGGAUCUGUUUGGUGUGAAAGGUGGGCCCCAAUCAGUUAUCCAUGUCCUGGCUGAUGAAGUACAACAUUGCCAGUCUAUCCUUAAUUCACUACUGCCCCGUGCUUCAACAUCCAAAGAGGUUGAUGCUAGUCUACUCUCAGUGGUUUCCUUCCCAGCCUUUGCAGUAGAGGAUAGCCAGUUGGUGGAGCUCACAAAACAGGAAAUCAUCACCAAACUUCAGGGUCGUUAUGGUUGCUGUCGCUUUCUACGAGAUGGAUAUAAAACUCCGAAAGAGGAUCCCAAUCGUCUGUACUAUGAACCAGCUGAGCUGAAGCUAUUUGAAAACAUUGAAUGUGAAUGGCCAUUAUUCUGGACAUACUUUAUUCUUGAUGGGGUCUUCAGUGGCAAUGCAGAACAGGUUCAAGAGUAUAGAGAGGCUCUUGAAGCAGUCCUCAUCAAGGGCAAAAAUGGAGUCCCACUUCUGCCAGAGCUGUACAGUGUUCCUCCUGACAGAGUUGAUGAAGAAUAUCAGAAUCCUCACACUGUGGACCGAGUCCCCAUGGGGAAAUUGCCUCAUAUGUGGGGUCAGUCUCUAUACAUUUUAGGAAGCUUGAUGGCAGAGGGAUUUUUAGCCCCUGGAGAAAUUGAUCCCCUGAAUCGCAGGUUUUCUACUGUACCAAAACCAGACGUUGUGGUUCAAGUCUCCAUUCUAGCUGAAACAGAAGAAAUCAAGUCCAUUUUGAAGGACAAGGGAAUUGACGUGGAGACCAUUGCUGAAGUAUACCCCAUCAGAGUACAACCAGCUCGUAUUCUCAGCCACAUUUAUUCCAGCCUAGGAUGCAACAAUAAAAUGAAACUCAGUGGACGACCCUACAGACACAUGGGAGUGCUUGGAACUUCAAAACUCUAUGACAUUCGGAAAACUAUCUUUACUUUCACUCCACAGUUUAUAGACCAGCAACAGUUCUACCUGGCCCUGGACAACAAGAUGAUAGUGGAAAUGCUUAGAACAGACCUCUCCUACCUCUGUAGCCGCUGGCGGAUGACAGGCCAGCCCACCAUCACCUUCCCCGUCUCACACACCAUGCUUGAUGAAGAUGGAACAAGCUUGAAUUCAAGUAUCCUGGCAGCACUCCGAAAAAUGCAAGAUGGCUAUUUUGGUGGGGCAAGGGUUCAAACAGGUAAAUUGUCAGAGUUUUUGACAACAUCGUGUUGCACACACUUGAGCUUCAUGGACCCUGGACCUGAGAGUAAACUGUACAGUGAAGAUUAUGAUGACAACGAUGAGGACCUAGAAUCUGGCAACUGGGUGAAUGAUUAUGAUUCAACCAGUCAUGCUCGCUGUGGCGAUGAAGUUGCUCAUUAUUUAGAUCACCUUUUGGCACACACUGCUCCCCAUCCUAAACUAGCCCCUACCUCACAGAAGGGAGGGCUAAAUUGGUUCCGAGCUGCUGUGCAAACAACCUGCGACUUAAUGUCCUUGGUGACCAAGGCCAAGGAACUGCAUGUACAGAAUGUUCACAUGUAUCUUCCUAUGAAGUUAUUUCAGGCUUCCCAGCCUUCAUUCAACUUACUUGAUUCACCUCAUCCUCGACAGGAGGACCAGGUUCCCUCUGUUCGUGUAGAAAUACACCUUCCUAGAGACCAGUCUGGAGAGGUGGACUUCAAAGCACUGGUUUUACAGUUGAAGGAGACCUCAAGCUUACAGGAACAAGCUGAUAUCCUCUACAUACUGUAUACUAUGAAAGGACCUGACUGGAACACUGAAUUGUAUAAUGAAGGGAGUGCUACAGUCAGAGAGCUUCUUACUGAGCUGUAUGGCAAAGUGGGAGAAAUUCGUCACUGGGGCCUGAUCCGAUACAUUUCUGGGAUCUUAAGGAAGAAAGUGGAAGCACUUGAUGAGGCCUGCACAGACCUUCUCUCCCACCAGAAACAUUUGACAGUGGGACUUCCUCCAGAACCUCGAGAAAAGACUAUUUCUGCACCUUUGCCCUAUGAGGUGCUCACUCAGCUGAUAGAUGAAGCCAGUGAAGGUGAUAUGAGCAUUUCAAUCCUUACACAGGAAAUAAUGGUGUAUCUUGCCAUGUAUAUGCGAACCCAGCCUGGCCUCUUUGCUGAAAUGUUUCGACUUCGAAUUGGUCUAAUCAUACAAGUUAUGGCAACAGAGCUGGCCCACUCCCUUCGAUGUUCAGCUGAGGAAGCCAUGGAGGGCCUGAUGAAUCUCAGUCCUUCAGCCAUGAAGAAUCUCCUGCAUCACAUUCUCAGUGGCAAGGAGUUUGGAGUGGAACGAAGUGUUCGUCCCACUGAUUCAAAUGUCAGUCCUGCUAUUUCUAUCCAUGAGAUUGGUGCUGUUGGAGCAACCAAAACAGAACGAACUGGGAUCAUGCAGUUAAAAAGUGAGAUAAAGCAGGUGGAAUUUCAUAGACUGUCAAUCUCAGCUGAGAGUCAGGUGAUGAAACAACUAGGGAUUAUUUAACAUGGUUUAACUUACCUUUAGUUCUAUAUAACCUGCAUGAGUUCAUGGCUUUUUUACAAAUAAUAUAACAAGUCAUGGAGUAGAUUGUUUGAAUUGCCUUUAUAAUAGUCAUUUUGCAUAUAGCUUUCCUUUUUCUGGACCAAACUACUUUGCUAAUUUUAGAAGGAAAGUAACUUGUAUCUGAUAACAAGAAAUUGAAACCCUGAGUUUCUCUUAUUAAGAAUGAUGUGGUUUUGGAAUUAAUUUUCUUUGUAAAACUAGAUUGACUUCAAGCAAAAAGUCUUUGCUUGGCCAAACUUUAGGUGAGCUUCUGAACCUUUUCCUAGGCCCAUUUGUGCACUUCCUUGUAAAAUCCAGUUUUAGGAAGAGAACCCUGCUAAGUCAGUUUAGCCAGAAAUCCCUAUCCUUGAUAUCUGAUCAUCCUUCACAUCUGAUCAGGCUCCUCAUCUUCUAUCACCCCUAGGUGACAUCCAAUCACCCUGGCCUGUCUUCAACAAGAAUCCUUUUAGGAUGGUUUAGUCAGAAUCCCUACCUCUGAUGUUUCCUCUUAGUAAUUUUCCAUCCCUUAUCCAUAAAUUCCCAGUUGCUUAUGUUGUAUUUGGAGGGGAGCCCAAUCUCUCUCCCUUACUGCAAGACCUCAUUGCAAUGGUUCCUGUACUUACUAACAGUGGUCCUGAAUAAAGUCUUCCUUACCAUGCUGUAACAAGUAUCAUUGAAUAUUUUUUUUCUUUAACAAGAUAUGCAAAAGGUGUUGUGGACACAUAGAGGGAGAAACAUCUAAAUCAGUCUGGGAGAUACUGGAAUUCACUAAGUACCAUGUUUGUAGCCUCUUAAUUUUUCCUGCAGGUGAGAAUAGAGUGGUUACAUUAUACAAAGAAAUAGUUAACAUAAGCUUCCAUAGCUUGUUUUUAAAACUCUAGGAAGUAAUGUGGUUUCAAGAUCUCCAAGUUGAGAAAAUACUGAUUUGGCCUCUUAGAAACACAUUUUAUGAAAAGCUUAAAACUACUCCUCCUGCUUUCAGAAUAGAAUUAUGAUAGCUUACAGUAUUGAAGCCUCUGGAAGAGGAGAGGUGAAAUGGAAAUUUGGAGUUUUAUUUUUGGUUUUAGUUUUUUAGCACUGGGGUUUCACUAUGUUGUCCAGGCUGGAGUGCAGUGGCUAUUCACAGGCACAAAAUCCUGGAUUCAUGCAAUCCUUCUACCUCAGUCUCCUCAGUGGGUGGGACUAAGGCAUGUCACCACCUUGCUAUUUGUUUUCUUUUUUAAAGGAAUUAGAAACCAUUUAGAAGGACAGUGAGCCAACGCUUGAAGCUUGAUUUGAAGUAGCUUGAGUACACUCAUCAAAUACCCUAUGGCAUUUAUAUUUAUGCAAGAAUAAGUAUGGCACUCAUCGAAUUAUCCUGCAGCUCUUGGGAUUCCAGUGGCUUUCUUCAUUGUUGGAGCCAGGCCUACAUGCCAGCAACCAUGUCGAAGGGUCCUGCCGUUCGUAUUGAUCUUGGCACCACCUACUCUUGUAUGGGUGUUUUCUGGCAUGGGAAAGUAGAAAUAAUUGCUUUGUGUGUGAUCAGGGAAACUGAAUCAUUCCAAGCUAUGUUGCCUUUACAGACACUGAACUAUUGAUUGGUAUUGCCACAAAGAAUCAAGUUGCAAUGAACCCCACCAACACGGUUUUUGAUGCCAAACAUCUGAUUGGACACAGAUUCGAUGAUGUUGUUGUCCAGUCUGAUAUGAAGCAUUGGCCCUUCAUGGUGGUGAAUGAUGCUGGCAGGCCCAAGGUCCAAGUAGAAUACAACAGAGAGACCAAAAGCUUCUAUCCAGAGGAGGUAUCCUCUAUGGUUCUGACAAAGGUGAAGGAAAUUGCAGAAGCCUACCUUGGAAGACUGUUACCAAUGCUGUGGUCACAGUGCCAGCUUAUUUUAAUAACUCUCACGGUCAGGCUAGCAAAGAUGCUGGAACUAUUGCUGGUCUCAAUGUACUUAGAAUCAUUAAUAAGCCAAAUGCUGCUGCUAUUGCCUACAGCUUAGACAAAAAGGUUGGAACAGAAAGAAAUGUGUUAAUCUUUGACCUGGGAGGCGGCACUUUUGAUGUGUCAAUCCUCACUAUUGGGGAUGGAAUCUUUGAGGUGAAGCCUACAGCCGGAGACACCUACUUGGGUGGAGAAGAUUUUAAUAACCAAAUGAUCAACCAUUUUAUUGCUGAGUUCAAGCACAAGCAUAAGAAGGACAUAAGUGAGAACAAGAGAGCAGUAAGACACCUCCAUACUGCUUGUGAGUGUGCUCAGUGUACUCUCUCUUCCAGCACCCAGGCCAAUAUUGAGAUCAAUUCUCUCUAGGAAGGAAUCGACUUCUGUACCUCCAUUACCCAUACCCAAUUUGAAAAAUUGAAUGCUGACCUGUUCCAUGGCACCCUAGACUCCAAAGAGAAGGCCCUUCAAGAUGCCAAACUAGACAAGUCACAGAUUCAUGAUACUGUCCUGGUUGGUGGUUCUACUCACAUCCCCAAGAUUCAGAAGACUCUCCAAGACUUCUUCAAUGGAAAAGAACUGAAUAAGAGCAUCAACCCUGAUGAAGCUGUUACUUAUGGUGCAGCUGUCCGGGCCACCAUCCUGUCUGGAGACAAGUCUGAAAAUGUUCAAGAUUUGCUGCUUUUGAUGUCACUCCUCUUUCCCUUGGUAUUGAAACUGCUGGUGGAGUAAUGACUGUCCUCCUCAAGUGUAAUACUACCAUUCCUACCAAGCAGACACAGACCUUCACUAGCUAUUCUGACAACCAGCCUGGUGUGCUUAUUCAGGUUUAUGAAGGUGAGCGUGCCAUGACCAAGGAUAACAACCUGCCUGGCAAGCUUGAACUCACAGGCAUACCUCCUGCGCCCCAAUGUGUUCCUCAGAUUGAAGUCACUUUUGACAUUGAUGCCAAUGGCAUCCUCAAUAUGUCUGCUGUGGACGAGAGUACAGGAAAAGAGAACAAGAUUACUAUCACUAAUGACAAGGGCUGUUUGAGCAAGGAAGACAUUGAACGUAUGGUCCAGGAAGCUGAGAAGUACAAAGCUGAAGAUGAGAAGCAGAGGGACAAAGUAUCAUCUAAGAGUUCACUUGAGUCCUGUGCAUUCAACAUGAAAGCAACUGUCAAAGAUGAGAAACUUCAAUGCAAGAUUAACGAUGAGGACAAACAGAAGAUUCUGGACAAGUGUAAUGAAAUUAUCAGCUGGCUCAGUAAGAAUCAGACUGCUGAGAAGGAAGAAUUUGAACAUCAGCAGAAAGAGCUGGAGGAAGUCUGCAACCCCAUCAUCACCAAGCUGUACCAGAGUGCAGGAGGCAUGCCAGGAGGAAUGCCUGGGGAUUCCCUGGUGGUGGAGCUCCUCCCUCUGGUGGUGCUUCCUCAGGGCCCACCAUUGAAGAGGUUGAUUAAGCCAACCCAAGUAUAGAUGUAGCAUUGUUCCACACAUGUAAAACACUGAAGGACCUAAAUUUGUAGCAAAUUCUGUGGCAGUUUUAAAAAGUUCAGCUGCUAUAGUAAGUUACUGGGCAUUCUCAAUACUUGAAUAUGGAACAUAUGCACAUGGGAAGGAAAUAACAUUGCACUUUAUAAACACUGUAUUGUAAGUGGAAAAUGCAAUGUCUUAAAUAAAACUAUUUAAAAUUGGCAC
Messenger RNA from Cebus imitator (Panamanian white-faced capuchin), 7127 nucleotides. Its product is annotated as phosphorylase b kinase regulatory subunit alpha, skeletal muscle isoform. The record is from RefSeq and is a predicted model, not a curated record. The coding region runs from base 388 to 3486 and encodes 1032 amino acids. NCBI's taxonomy places the organism in Eukaryota, Metazoa, Chordata, Mammalia, Primates, Cebidae. Gene Ontology annotation, molecular function: calmodulin binding. Gene Ontology annotation, biological process: glycogen metabolic process. The transcript is spliced from 28 exons. Gene Ontology annotation, cellular component: phosphorylase kinase complex.